GUGGCUAAAGUAUUUUUUAAUAGAUCGCCACGAUUUUCGACGCACCGAUGUAUUAUGGGUAGUAUAGUAAGAAAAUGGCCGAUAAAAUUUGUUGAUCGGUUGUGUUAAAGAUAGUGUUGAUUUAAUCAGUGUCUUCAUUGCAAAUAAUUGGAUCUCUGACUAAAGUGAAAUUUAUUUAACUUUCAUAUGGCAAAACGAAUUUUGUAAUGUCAGACUGGAUCUGGACAAAGUGUAGACAUUGGACCUCGAAGUCUACCUAGCGUUAGACGUAGAAAUGAGCUCUUUGCAAAGAGUGAUUGAGACCAUGGAAGAGAAAGGACUUCAAGAAGAUCCACGGUAUUUUCAAUUACUUGCUUUAAGGGCUCGGCAAAGGAACAACAUGGAAGAAAAACAAGCCUUCACUAUACAACAAUUACAUCAAUUGCGGUUACAAGUAAUGGCAUAUCGAUUAUUGGCAAGAAAUCGACCAUUAUCGCAACAGCUUAUGCUUGCCAUUCAAGGUAAAAGGCAACAUGCUCCUGUGAAUUCAUCUCAAGGACCUGCUACAGCCUCAAAUUUAAUUGGUCCUACAAUCUCUUCAAAAACAAGUUGCCAAACAUGCCCUCAAACAGGUAUCAAAAGUAACAAAGUGACAUACGUGAAAAAACCACCUGGUUUAGAUCCGCUGCUCAUUUUACAAGAACGUGAAAACAGAGUUGCAACGCGCAUAGCGUUACGCAUGGAACAAUUGAACAGCUUGCCGACUAAUAUGCCGGAAGAUCUUCGUACCCAGGUUCAAAUUGAACUACGAAUGCUCAGGGUAUUAAAUUUGCAAAGGCAACUACGAUCAGAGGUCCUGGCUUCUACUAGAAAGGACACUACUUUAGAAAGUGCAGUAGACAUAAAGGACUACAGACGUACGAAAAAGCAGGGUCUUCGAGAAGCUAGAGCUACCGAGAAGCUUGAAAGACAACGGAGAUUAGAAAUUGAACGUAAACGCAAACAGACACAUCAAGAAUUAAUUAAUUCUAUACUUCAACAUGGUAAAGAUUUCAAGGAACAUUAUCGGAAUAAUAUGAUGAAGUUAUCCAGACUCAAUAAAGCUGUGCUCGCUUACCAUGUAAAUGCUGAAAGAGAACAGAAAAAAGAGCAAGAGCGUAUCGAGAAAGAACGUAUGAGACGUCUGAUGGCGGAAGAUGAGGAAGGUUACAGAAAAUUGAUUGACCGAAAGAAAGACAAACGAUUAGCAUUCCUGUUGUCACAAACAGAUGAAUAUAUCGGCAAUCUAACUGAGAUGGUAAAGCAACAUAAAAUAGAACAAAAAAGAAAGCAGGUGGAGGAAUAUAAGCUUAAGAAGAAAAUAGAAAAACAACAAGAUAACAAAGGAGAUGAAAAUACUCGUGUUGGAGUGAUUGAAAUAGCUACUGGUCGCACAUUAACUGGUGAAGAAGCUCCAAUAAUGAGUCAACUUUCAGCAUUUUUAGAAUUCCAUCCAGGAUGGGAACCGAUCGAAUCAGAAAGUGAAGAGGAAGAUGAAGAAAAAGUUAAAGAAACAAUACAGAAAGCCAAAGUAGAGGAUGACGAAUACAAAACCGAAGAACAUACAUAUUACAAUAUUGCACACACUGUUCAUGAAGUAAUAACGGAACAGGCAUCUAUUAUGGUUAAUGGAAAAUUGAAAGAAUAUCAAAUAAAGGGCUUAGAAUGGCUAGUUUCAUUAUUUAACAAUAAUCUGAACGGUAUACUUGCGGAUGAAAUGGGUCUUGGUAAAACUAUACAAACAAUAGCUUUAGUGACUUAUCUCAUGGAGAAGAAAAAAGUUAACGGGCCAUUUCUUAUAAUCGUUCCUUUAUCAACGUUAUCAAAUUGGAUGCUAGAAUUUGAGAAGUGGGCUCCCAGUGUUGUAGUUGUAUCAUAUAAAGGCUCACCAAGUAACAGAAAAACCAUUCAGUCUCAAAUGAGAGCUGCUAGAUUCAAUGUUUUACUUACUACAUACGAGUAUAUUAUUAAAGACAAGGCAAUUUUAGCAAGAUUACAAUGGAAAUACAUGAUUAUAGAUGAGGGACAUAGAAUGAAAAACCAUCAUUGCAAGCUAACUCAAGUGCUAAAUACCCAUUAUUUAGCUUCUUAUCGACUCUUACUGACAGGAACUCCAUUACAAAAUAAAUUGCCUGAAUUGUGGGCAUUAUUAAAUUUCUUGCUUCCUUCGAUCUUCAAAUCUUGCAAUACUUUUGAACAGUGGUUCAAUGCUCCGUUCGCGAUUACUGGCGAGAAAGUUGAACUAAAUGAAGAAGAAACUAUUCUCAUUAUUCGUCGAUUACACAAAGUAUUACGUCCUUUCUUAUUAAGACGUUUAAAGAAAGAAGUCGAAUCACAGUUACCUGAUAAAAUAGAAUAUAUCAUCAAGUGUGAAAUGUCUGGACUGCAAAAGGUUCUCUAUAAACAUAUGCAAAGCAAAGGUGUGUUGUUAACUGAUGGUUCAGAAAAAGGGAAACAAGGUAAAGGAGGUGCAAAAACUCUGAUGAAUACUAUCGUACAGUUGAGGAAAUUGUGUAAUCACCCAUUCAUGUUCCAAGCUAUCGAAGAAAAAUAUUGCGAGCAUGUAGGUACGCAGGGAUCUGGUAUUAUUACUGGCCCUGACUUGUAUCGCGUAUCUGGGAAAUUCGAAUUGUUAGAUCGCAUUCUUCCAAAAUUAAAAGUGACAAAUCACAGAGUAUUAUUAUUCUGUCAAAUGACACAGUUAAUGACAAUUAUGGAAGAUUAUUUAAAUUGGAAGGAAUAUAAAUAUUUACGAUUAGAUGGCGCUACGAAAGCUGAGGACAGGGAAAAUUUGCUGAAGAAAUUCAAUGAUCCUGGUUCUAAUUACUUUUUGUUUCUGUUAUCAACGCGUGCCGGUGGCCUUGGGUUAAAUUUACAAGCCGCAGACACCGUUAUUAUUUUUGAUUCCGAUUGGAAUCCACAUCAGGACUUGCAAGCGCAAGACAGAGCACACAGAAUUGGUCAAAAAAAUGAAGUACGUGUACUCAGGUUGAUGACAGUUAAUUCAGUCGAAGAAAGAAUAUUAGCUGCAGCUAAGUAUAAAUUAAACAUGGAUGAAAAGGUUAUACAAGCAGGAAUGUUCGAUCAGAAGUCCACUGGUUCUGAACGGCAACGAUUUUUACAAAGCAUUCUGCAUCAAGAUGAUGCUGAAGAUGAAGAAGAGAAUGAAGUGCCGGAUGAUGAAAUGGUUAAUCAGAUGAUCGCACGGACGGAGGGUGAAUUUGAAAUAUUCCAGAAAUUAGAUUUAGAACGAAAACAGGAAGAAGCGAAGCAAGGUCUAAACAGAAAAUCUCGUUUAUUAGAUGAAACUGAGUUGCCCGAUUGGCUCGUAAAAAAUGAUGACGAAAUUGAAAAUUGGACGUACGAAAAAGAUGAAGAUACAUCCCUUGCGCGGAGCUCGAGACGAAAAGAAGUUGAUUAUACUGAUCGUUUAACUGAGCAAGAAUGGCUCAAAUCAAUCUACGAAGAUACUAUUGAAUAUGGAGAUGAUGAUGAUAACGAUGAUAACAGUAAUGAUAAAAAGAAAACACAGAAACAAAAGAAUAAGAGCAAACAAAGCAACCUUUCUCCGUCAAAAAAACAAAAAAGGAGCGCAGUUAAUCAAAAAACGAAACAAGUUUUAAAAAAAUUGCUCAUGGUAGUUGUUAAUUAUGCUGAUAGCACAGGCAGGGUUCUUAGCAAACCAUUUAUGAAAUUACCAUCCAGAAAAGAACUACCAGAUUAUUAUGAAAUUAUUAAAAAGCCGUUAACUAUCAAUAAAUUGCUUCAAAAUAUCGAGAGAGGGAAGUAUGCCGAUUUUGACAAACUCGAGAAAGACUUCAUGCAACUCUGCAAAAAUGCACAAAUUUAUAAUGAGGAAGCUUCUCUUAUAUAUGAAGAUUCCGUUGUUCUGCAAUCUGUUUUUAUGAAUGCACGUCCAUAUAUCGAAAAUGAAGAUAGUAAUUCUGAUACAGAUGAUACAGGAAAGAGCGGAGCUGAAGGAAGCCGAAGAAGAAAAAAAUUGUAUCAAAUGAGGAUGACGUCGAUAAUAACUGAAGAUUAUAAUGUACAGUAUGUAAAAUUUAGUUCUAAUUAAUACCAAUAUACUGUACCUUGAAGUAGAAUAUAGAUAUGUAUUAUUUUAUUUUUUUA
Messenger RNA from Frieseomelitta varia, 4149 nucleotides. RefSeq names its product ATP-dependent helicase brm-like. Gene Ontology annotation, cellular component: nucleus. Lineage: Eukaryota; Metazoa; Arthropoda; Insecta; Hymenoptera; Apidae. The record is from RefSeq and is a predicted model, not a curated record. The coding region runs from base 275 to 4093 and encodes 1272 amino acids. The transcript is spliced from 10 exons. Gene Ontology annotation, biological process: positive regulation of transcription by RNA polymerase II. Gene Ontology annotation, molecular function: transcription factor binding; DNA binding; ATP binding.